AUGAAAAACCAUUGGGAUGUGUUGAAAAAAGAUUGGCUUUUGUGGAACAAUCUGUUAAGGGGUGAGACAGGCUUAGGCCAUGAUACAUUGACUGGAGCUAUAUCUGCAUCUGAUGAGUGGUGGACCAAGAAAUUGGAGAGGUAUCCUGAUGCUGCUAAAUUCCGGCAUGCAGCUGCUACUGGAGAAUGGGCAUACACUCCUAGUUCAGGGGUUAUGCCUGACACUGAUGGGAAUGUGGAGGAAUUUCAUACCCCACAUGAUGCUGAAUAUGAUGAUGAUGAUUUGGAGGUGGUUCAUCCUUCUGAGUUAAACAAAAAGCAUUCAUCAAACACUGGUGGUUCAUCAACCAAGAGCAAGACACAGAAGAAAUUUACUGGUGUAGCUCUAAUUAACAAGACACUUGAUCGUAUAGUCAAUGUGGUUGAGUCAUCUUCAGCAACUUCAACACAGACCUCAUCAAGAUAUCCCUCAAUUGCAGAAUGUUUGGCGAAGUUGGAAAACAUCCCUGGUGUGUCCCCGGAUGAUGAACUGUAUGUGUGGGCCGCCCGAUUGUUCUUACGAGACAAGCGUCGUGAGUGCUUCAUGACUCUUCCUACGGAUGAAGUUCGGCUUAGGUUUCUAAAGUUGGAGAUUGAGAUGAAGAAGACCACCACAGGUGACAUUUCUUCAGUUGAAUGGUAUAAUUUUGUUGAAGUUGAAGGUUGCCUUAUAUUUAGUCAUGGAAUUUUUUUUGAUGGAAUACUGCUUGCAUUGUUUGGAUCAGUAGAUAGGAACACAUCUUCAAUACUUCAUUCCUCAGCUAGAAUUGGAUAUGUAUAUAACAGUGCUGCCUGCUUGAAUUGCAUUUGUGUCAUGCUUGAAUUUCAUGAAGAUCACUAA
Camellia sinensis is the source of this 879-nucleotide messenger RNA. NCBI's taxonomy places the organism in Eukaryota, Viridiplantae, Streptophyta, Magnoliopsida, Ericales, Theaceae. The record is from RefSeq and is a predicted model, not a curated record.